Molecule: messenger RNA, 1131 nt
Organism: Rhizoctonia solani
Lineage: Eukaryota; Fungi; Basidiomycota; Agaricomycetes; Cantharellales; Ceratobasidiaceae
Exons: 2
Coding region: 1-1131 (376 amino acids)
Source: RefSeq, a predicted model, not a curated record
AUGCCUCGGACAAGCAAAAUGGAAGACUGGUACCACACAUUUUUGACAGCACUCCGUAUCUUGAGGAACAAAGUGCCAUAUCAUCUGCAACAUGCUGUUGAGAAAACCAUUGAAGCUCUUCCAACCACUUACCAGAUGGCAUCAAGCCAGGUCAAUCAGGGUGGGGGCUCAAGAUCUUUCCUUGGACAUUGCUUAGAGCCUGUUGUGUUGAACUUGGUUUUCCCGUUGGUCCGUCAGAUCAUCAACAAAACCCUUGAGCUUGCCAAGUAUUGGAAUUAUUUCUUCCAUAUAUGUGGAAUAAACCUGAAGCUUGCAACAAUGAACAUUCACGGGCGUGAUGACAACAACCCCCUCAAGUAUGCGCUACAAAGCUAUAGCUUCAUUGACUGGUUUGCUCAGAAUCCGCAUGACAUUGUGGUUGACAUUGGCUGGACUGCAAAUGUUCAUUGGCCAUCCUUGCCAGAAGAGCUCAAGAGGAGCACAAUGCUGUUUCGUUAUGCACCAAUGCGGGAGCUUUUGCGUCCUGGCUACAAGACACCGCAUUUUGACAGGUACUGCUCCUCCUUUGCGGUUGGUGGUGGACGUGCUCUUCCUAGGGCGGAUGUCAGGAGAGACUCCGGGGUUGCCAAGGUUCAGUUCUACCCCAAAGAUAUGGUAUUGACCUACCGUCAUCGCAACAAAUCCGUUGGCGCAAACUUCACAGCUGCUGAGGCUCUGAACAUGGGAAACCGCAGUAAAUUUUCUGCAGCAAUGAAAGCCUUUCAGGACGUAAUGCUUGAAGCUGAUAGCUAUGGUCUGCAAUUUGAGGUCCGCAUGUCUGCCUGGGGAGCCAACCACUUCAUGAAGAAAGACCCUAGGGAUGUUUUGGAUUGCAUGCUUGCAGCAGAUGCUAUUGUUUGUUAUCCAACGGAGAGUCUGGCACGCUUCAAAGUAAUGCUAAGCAGAGGCUGGUCUUCAAUCAUCCAACGACAGUCUCAACUAUCCGCAGUUUCCCGGGGCUCACCUGAAGUUGUGCUACUUACUUCAGUUCUGGCCUACUGGUUGAAGAGCUUGGUCAAGCGUCCCGAUGAGCAAAGUGCAACCAAGCAAAUGGUUGAAGAUUUGCAACUUACUGAGGCUGCAAGGAGUUGA